AUGGUCGCAAUCUAUUCGCGACAUCACGACGGUCAUCGUCAUCGCGACGAUGUUGACGCUGGUUAUGGCGAUCGAGUCGCGGCUGGCGACCGACUUUUCGAUGAGGACCGAGUCUUUGAUGGCGGCUGGUCUGCUGUGACGACGUCAGACGACGCGCGGUUCCCCACGUCGUCGAGUCACCGCCGAAUGCGGCUUCAUCCACCAGUGAACCCCGAGUUCCACUCUCGCCGCGAGGAGGAUUGUCCUUCCUCGUACAAUGCGCUUCCCCCCACACUACCCUUCCCCCCAGGCUGCGCUUUCCCCCACGCUGUCCUCCCCCACGCCGUCCUCCCCGCUGCCCUCCCCAACCCCUCACCCCCCCCAGCCGUGACUCUAGCAGUGGGUGAGAUCAACCUGUCCAAGUCGCUGCUGCCAAACCACACGCUGCUGCUCGCGCCGCUCAACUACACCACGCAGCCCGUUGCAGGGCAGAUGGCAGCGCUCCAGCUAGCCUCAAUGGAUUCUCUACCCGUGGCGGUGGUGGGACCGCACAACUCGGACCCUUCGCCUCUCCCGCACGCAACUCGGACCAGGCCGCGCUGCCCAUACAACCCUUUCUCCCCACCUUCUUCCAGCCCUCCAGCUGGCGUCAAUGGAUCUCAUGCCCGUGGGGGUGGUGGGGCCGCGCAACUCAGACCAGGCUGCUCUGCCCAAACAACCCCUCACCCGAAUCCCCCUCCCCACUCCUCCCCUCCCCCUCUCCCCCCUUCCCCCUCUCCCCCCCUUCCCCCUCUCCCCUUCUCUCCCCCUCCUCCUCUCGCAGCCCUCCAGCUGGCGUCGAUGGAUCCCAUGCCCGUGGCGGUGGUGGGGCCGCGCAACUCAGACCAGGCCGCGCUGGUCAGCCCGCUGGCGGCGUUCGCGCAGAUCCCCUUUGUGUCGCCGUCCGCCACGGACGUGCGGCUGACAGCGGGUGGCGACCGGCCGUACUUCAUGCGAACCAUUCACAACGACGGCAUGGACAUGCGCGCUAUUGCAGAGUUCCUGGCGUUCAACAAGUGGAGCGAGGUGAUCGUCAUUCACAGCGACAACCGCUUUGGCCGCAACGGCAUCGCGUCUCUCAACGGCUACCUCUCCGUACAGGAGCAAUGGAAGGUCAGGAUCGCGACACGUGUGCCGAUCAAGACGACGUGGUCGGUGGCGGAUACCGCAGCAGCGCUGGCAGCAGUGGAGCGGCUGGAUCCGGCGGUCUUUGUGGUGCAUGCCGCUGCUGCCCUCUGCGCUGUCAUCUUCUCUGCUGCGAAUCAGAUGCAGCUGGUAGGGAAGAACUCGGUGUGGGUGGCAUCGGAGGGGGCGGCGCUGGUCAACUCCACCGUGCUGCAGAACGUCGAGGUGUGUCGAGUCAAACGGGCAUUGGAGGGGGGCGGCGCUGGUCAACUCCACCGUGCUGCAGAACGUCAAGGUGCGGUGGCGCCUGGGGUAGGGGCGCCUGGGGUAGGGGCGCCUGGGGUAGGAGCGCCUGGGGUAGGGGCGCCUGGGGUAGGGGCGCCUGGGGUAGGGGCGCCUGGGGUAGGGGCGCCUAGGAGGUGGCUGCAGAACGUAGAGGCGAGAUGGAUUCUCGUGUCCCUCUCACCCUCCUCGCAUCUCAUCUCACUCACUCCCCUCACAUACCUCUCACUCAUCUCAUACCCCUCUCACUCGUCUCGUCUCAUAUCCCUCACACCCUCUCUCACCCCCCUCACACCCGCUAACUCCUCCCACACCCUCUCACUCCCCUCACACCCAUGCCACCACCAGGGCAGGGGCAUGGUGAUAACCUCAACCUACCUGCCUCCAUCACCGCGCCUCACCUCGUUUCGGGAGAAUUGGGCCAACCUGAACCCCAUCCGCUUCCCCAACGCUAGCAAGGAGGAGCCCAAGUCGUACACGAUAGCAGCAUACGACGCCCCUUGCCUCCCUCUAUGCCCAUCCUUGCCCUCCUCCCGUUCCUUCCCCUCCUCUCUCAUCUCCCUCCUUUCCCUCUCCUCCAGGAGCCCAAGUCUGGGCCCCAUGCUUCGCCAAGCCAUGCUGUCAGCCACUUUCGACGGAGUCAGGGGCAGGAUCACACUCAACUCGCACGGCGACCUGCAGUCCAACGUGACGCGCAUUCUCAACGUGAUCAACGGCACCGCCAUGCCAGUCGGCUUCUGGACCUCCUCCCUGCUCCUCACGCCCUCCCUUGAUCUACCCCCUAUGAACGGCACAUCACGCAUUCUUAACAUCACCUUCCCAGGCAAUACUACCAAGGUGCAUCCUUCCUUCCCUCCGUCCCUCGCUCCUUCCCUCCCUCCCUCCCUCCCUGCCUCCUUCCCUCCCUCCCUCCCUCCCUCCCUCCCUCCCUCCCUCCCUCCCUCCCUCCCUCCCUCCCUCCCUCCCUACCUCCCUCCCUCGCUCCCUCCCUCCCUCCCUCCCUCCCUCCCUCCCUCCCUCCCUCCCUCCCUCCCUCCCUCCCUCCCUCCCUCCCUCCCUCCCUCCCUCCCUCCCUCCCUCCCUCCCUCCCUCCCUCCCUCCCUCCCUCCCUCCCUCCCUCCCUCCCUCCUUCCCUUCCCUCCUACCCCUCCUCCUUCACACCCUUCUACCUGCGCCUUUCCGCGGCGCAAGCUGCUGCUAGCCGUGCCUUACAAGAAAGGCUUCCAGCAGUUCGUCAACAUCACCUCCUCUUCCGCCUCCCCACCUACAAACGAGACCGCAUCAUACUCCUUCUCGGGGUUCACCGUGGAGUUGUUCCGCCUGGCAGUCAGCAAGCUGCCGUACAAGGCGGACUAUGAGCUCGUGCCGUUUGUAGGGGACGACGGCGGCGGUGCUGACGCUGCGGUGGGAUACGACGACAUGCUGCAGGCCGUGGCCGAUGAGAAGUUUGACGGGGCCAUUGGCGACAUCUCAGUGACGCAGGCGCGGAGCAAGCUGGUGGAUUUCACACAGCCCUUCAUGGCAUCAGCAGUGAGUGUGAUCGCGUACGUGCCGCCCUCCAGCAGCUGGUGGAUGGCACUCGCGCCCUUCACGCCCUCCAUGUGGGCGGCAUUUCUCGGCAUGACUUUCGCCACGGGGCUCAUCACGGUGUUUCUCGAGUGCCGCCAGAACUGGGAGUUCCAAGGGAAGCUGCACGAGUUGCUGCAGCACGCGCUCUGGUUUGGCUACCUCUCUAUCUUCUCCUUUCUCGAGAAGCCGGUGCGGACAUUGAUUGCGAGGAUCGUGCUGGCGCUCUGGCUGCUGGUGACCUUCGUUGUAGUCACGUCGUUCACAGCCAACAUGACGUCUAUAAUCACGGUCAACAUGCUCACAGUGCCCUCGCUGGACGUCAACAGUGUGAUCAAUGCCAACAACCCGAUUGCUUACCAGGCGGGCUCAUUCAUCGAAGGCUAUCUCACGCAGCUGGGCGUGCAGAAGCACAACAUGGUACCGCUCAACAGUGCAGAGGAGUAUAACAGUGCGCUGGUGACUGGGAGGGUGAAGGUGGUGGUGGAUGAGGAUCCGUAUUUGGACCUGCUGCGAGCAAACCACUGCAGCAUGGCGCAAGUCAGACAACCUUACUCCUUCCUCAGCAUGUCAUUCGCGUUCCAGAAGGGAUCCCAGCUGCGCAGAGACAUCUCAGCGGCGAUUCUCCACCUGACCAUGACAGGCGAGCUGGACCAGCUGCAGCAGGACUACCUGCUGGGAGGCACCAGGCUAUGUCCCGACACACUCAUGCCCGAGGCACCCGCGGUGCUGGCCAAUGAGAACUUCUGGGGGCUGUUUGUGGGGUAUGCCGUGGUGUCCCUCGCGUGCUGCCUGCUGUAUGUCGGACUGCUGGUGUUCCGCGGCGCCAUGGUUGCGAGGGAGCUGUCACGGCAGCAAGCCAAGUCAUACAACACCGACAUGGUGGAAUUCGUUCCAGCAAAUCAGCCAGCGAAUCAGCCUGCGGAUCAGCCUGAAAAUCAGCCUGCACACGUGGCGCUUGCUCCUGCUUCGUCCUUCAAGCUUGACUCGCUAGAUCUUAUAGAGGAGCUUGGAGAUGAAGAGGAGGAUGAGGAUCAAGAUGAAGAUGAAGACGACGAUGGGGAUAACUUAUACUCUGCCCAUCUGAAGGGUGACCAUGCUGAUGACGGAAAUGGUGGGGGUGGUGGGAAGGGGGUAAAACUCGUGAUGCCGGCAACACCCAAGGGGCGUGCUCGGGCAGAGGGUUCUAAGAAAGCGCAGCGGCAGUCAAGCAGGCCCGGAAUGAAGGUGGCAGCGAGCUUCGUAGCAGUGGCUUCCCUGCAUAAGCGAGUCGGCAACCUCGUCGACCGCUUUCAAAAGGGUCAAGAGUGGAGCAAGGAGCGCCACGCACGUGCAUCUGCCCCUGCUAUCACCGCCUCUGCCUCUGGAAUCACCGCGUCUGCCUCCGCCACCUCUCUCUCUGACAUGGCCUCUGAAGACCAGCCAGCAGCAGAUGGCAUUGCCAUUGGCGGCAGCAGUUUUGGAAGCACUACUCCCCACGCACUCCCUCAUGUCCCGAUAGGCCGCCGUGCAGGGAAAAAAUUGAGAGAAGCUAGGUUAACAGGUAGUAUGACAGCUGGUACCCCCAGAGCUGGAGACAGGCCUGGGGCCAGGCUGGUGGUCAGGUCCGGAUCUGUACCUGACUUGGGUCCUCAAGCAGGGCCAGGAGCAGCACCGGCAGCGUCAUCUUCUAAUAAGCUGGUUUCUGUGUUGAGAUCGAGCAAGCAGGUGCAGAAGCAAGGGCAGGUGAUUAAAGUGCUGCCGUCUCGGCAAUUGCCAGCUCCAGGUCAAUUCAGUGGGCGGAAUUUUGUUGACAUUGAUGCCGACGACGACGACGACGACGACAACGUUGACUUUGGUAUAUAUGAGGACGGUGAUUCUGGAGAUGACAGUUCCUUGCCGCAGCUGAAGUGA
Closterium sp. NIES-65 is the source of this 4884-nucleotide messenger RNA. The record is from the annotation of a GenBank genome assembly. NCBI's taxonomy places the organism in Eukaryota, Viridiplantae, Streptophyta, Zygnematophyceae, Desmidiales, Closteriaceae.